AUGGCAGCUAGCACUCUGCUCAUGUCUGAGCAACAAUUCUCCUUGAAAUCUAGCGACGACUUUUUGGACAUCCUCCGUGCUGCACGCCCAUCAGGCCUUCUCACGUCACUUGAUGUCACCAGCCUCUUCACCAACGUCCCUACUGAAGAAACAUUAGAAAUCAUUGCCAAGCAUGUAUAUGCUCAUCCAACUUUGCCGGCUCCACCAAUACCUAAGAAAAUUCUCAUCGACCUUCGACUCUGCACUUCCGAAUCACCUUUCCGGGCUCCUGACAACAAAAUUUACCGACAAAUCAACGGCGUAGCCAUGGGCUGCCCCCUUGGUCCUACAUUUGCUGAGUACUAUAUGUGCAAAAUCAAAAAUCAAGUGCUUUCAGAUGAACAGAUCAAGCCUGAAUUGUACUGCAGGUAUGUCGAUGAUAUCUUCGUUGUGGUUCGAGAUGAAGAACAGCUGAGGAAUCUGCGACUGGCCUUUGAGAUGAAUUCUGUCUUGAAGUUUACAUACGAGCUCGGCUGA
Hyalella azteca is the source of this 516-nucleotide messenger RNA. RefSeq lists its product as uncharacterized. NCBI's taxonomy places the organism in Eukaryota, Metazoa, Arthropoda, Malacostraca, Amphipoda, Hyalellidae. The record is from RefSeq and is a predicted model, not a curated record. The transcript is spliced from 2 exons. The coding region runs from base 1 to 516 and encodes 171 amino acids.